AUAAUUGCUUUGCGCAUUUCUUAUUCACAGCUCAUCAAAGAUCUAUCAGAAUUAUUGAACAAUCAACAAAAGGAGAACCUGCUAGAACAUUUGACAACCCAUAUGCGACUGGGUCAUUUGGAAAGUCUUCGACUCACCUCCCGUCUGCAUUCAACUUGUAUGCCAUUUGGUGAUUGUUACGAUUUCGUAUCAUGGUUACCACCCGAAUUGGUCGCCCGUAUAUUUUCCUAUCUCCCAUGGGAUUCGCUUGUUGCCUGUUCCCUGGUCAAUAGAGCCUGGUUCCGGGCUGCCCGCAAUCCCGAACUAUAUCGCCGGUUGUGCCAACUACCCGAGUGGGGUUCGCCCACUCUAGAUCGUUCUCAUCAGCCCCAGACCGGGGCACGACCAGUUGAUGCAAAUGAGCCUGCAGACUCCCGUUCUGUAUUGACUUCAAACAGCGAUUCGGUGACAGAUCAAAACAUGAUCGAUUGGUUUAGCAUUUUCAAGACCCGAUCUCGACUAAGAAGAAACUGGCUGCUGGGCAAACAUCGGACACGAAGAUUCAGCGGUCAUAGUGAAGCUGUUUACUGUGUCGCCUGUGAUUCUCAUCGGAUCGUCAGUGGUUCCGCGGAUGCCACAAUUCGAGUGUGGAAUGUGCGCACAAAUGCUACAUGGUCUGUACAAACCCUUCGGGGGCAUUCGGACGCAGUUCGUUGUUUACAAUUACUCCCAUUGGCCCCGUCCUCACCUGCGGCCUCCUCGUCCUCCUCCUCCUCAUCAUCAACAUCCUCAACUUGCCACAGUCCGUCCAGUGAUAUUGGUGGCCGCACGAUAUCCUGUCGGGACGGAGACAGUCCGAUGACGGAUGACAGGCAACCGCCGGAAGCACUCCUGAUCUCGGGCAGUACAGACACAACCAUUAAACUUUGGCGCCUGUCCUCGAACACCAAUUGGUCCCGUAUUGCUUGCAUUCGUACGUUACACGGUCAUACGGAUACUGUACGAUGUCUUCAAGCCGAUCAUGAAAAAGUAAUCAGUGGCUCGUACGAUUGUACACUGCGGUUAUGGGACCUGAAUACGAAUCAGUUGGGUCACGUGUUUCGUGGACAUUCAGCCGGUGUGGUUUGUUUGGUCUAUGAUGAUCGUCUUCUGUACUCCGGCUCUCUUGACAAUACCGUUCGAGUGUGGGAUUUGUCCUCGGCCAUUUGUCUGUACAUUCUCUAUCGAUCCGUGCCGUGCCUGAAUGCUCAACAAUUUUGGCUCACACCAGUCUCCAGUUUGCACUUGGAUCCUGUCAGACAUCGACUGCUGAUAGCGCAUCAUGACGGUCUCAUUCUCAGCUGGCCACUUCCUCCCCGAUCUGAGGAACUGCGAGUGCCCGGAGACACUGUCCCAGACCCAUAUAUUCGACGGGAUGAUUUUGCCAAUAUGCGAUCACUUGAUCCGAUCGGUGUGCAUCUGACUGAUCGGUUUGCACCGACUGAAAAUCCUGCUGGUACCGUACUCCGCUGUAUCGUGGGUGACGCGUGGCAUAUUGUUUCCGGGUCUGACAACAAGACUAUAAAGGUGCGAAACGUUUUCUUUAAAGUUGCCUCAAAUUGCUAA
Molecule: messenger RNA, 1584 nt
Organism: Echinostoma caproni
Lineage: Eukaryota; Metazoa; Platyhelminthes; Trematoda; Plagiorchiida; Echinostomatidae
Source: the annotation of a GenBank genome assembly